AUGGCUAUCUCCAAGAUCCACGCACGCUCCGUCUACGACUCUCGCGGUAACCCAACCGUCGAGGUCGACAUCGUUACCGAGACCGGCCUGCACCGCGCCAUCGUUCCAUCCGGUGCUUCCACCGGCUCCCACGAGGCCUGCGAACUCCGUGACGGCGACAAGAGCAAGUGGGGCGGCAAGGGUGUCACCAAGGCUGUCGCCAACGUCAACGAGAAGAUCGCGCCAGAGCUGAUCAAGGCCAACCUGGACGUCAAGGACCAGUCGGCUGUCGACAACUUCCUUAACAAGCUCGAUGGCACCCCAAACAAGACUGAGCUUGGUGCCAAUGCCAUUCUCGGUGUCUCCAUGGCCGUCGCCAAGGCUGCCGCAGCAGAGAAGAAGGUCCCACUCUACGCACACAUCAGCGACCUCGCAGGCACCAAGAAGCCAUUCGUCCUCCCAGUGCCAUUCAUGAACGUGCUCAACGGUGGCUCCCACGCUGGUGGUCGUCUCGCUUUCCAGGAGUUCAUGAUCGUCCCAAGCGAAGCACCAACUUUCUCCGAGGCCAUGCGUCAGGGUUCUGAAGUCUACCAGAAGCUCAAGUCUCUCGCCAAGAAGAAGUACGGCCAAUCUGCCGGAAACGUCGGUGACGAGGGUGGUGUUGCUCCAGACAUCCAGACCGCUGAGGAGGCACUCGAGCUCAUCACACAAUCGAUCGAGGAGGCCGGCUACACCGGAAAGAUCAAGAUCGCCAUGGAUGUUGCAUCCUCCGAGUUCUACAAGUCGGACGAGAAGAAGUACGACCUGGACUUCAAGAACCCAGACAGCGACAAGAGCAAGUGGAUCACAUACGAGCAGCUCGCACAGCAGUACCGCGACCUCGCUAGCAAGUACCCAAUCGUGUCCAUCGAGGACCCAUUCGCCGAGGAUGACUGGGAGGCCUGGAGCUACUUCUACAAGAACAGCGACUUCCAGAUCGUGGGUGAUGACUUGACUGUGACCAACCCAACCUUCAUCAAGAAGGCCAUCGACACCAAGGCUUGCAACGCUCUCCUCCUCAAGGUCAACCAGAUUGGUACCAUCUCCGAGGCCAUCCAGGCUGCCAAGGAUGCUUACGGUGCCGGAUGGGGCCUCAUGGUCUCUCACCGCUCUGGUGAGACUGAGGACGUCACCAUUGCUGAUAUCGCUGUCGGUCUCCGAGCUGGUGAGAUCAAGACUGGUGCUCCAGCACGUAGCGAGCGUCUGGCCAAGCUGAACCAGAUCUUGAGAAUCGAGGAGGAGCUCGGUAAGGAGGCUGUCUACGCCGGUACUCAGUUCCGCAACGCUGUCAACCUUUAA
Messenger RNA from Fulvia fulva, 1317 nucleotides. RefSeq names its product Enolase. Gene Ontology annotation, molecular function: magnesium ion binding; phosphopyruvate hydratase activity. NCBI's taxonomy places the organism in Eukaryota, Fungi, Ascomycota, Dothideomycetes, Mycosphaerellales, Mycosphaerellaceae. The transcript is spliced from 3 exons. Gene Ontology annotation, cellular component: phosphopyruvate hydratase complex. Gene Ontology annotation, biological process: glycolytic process. The record is from RefSeq and is a predicted model, not a curated record. Bases 1 to 1317 code for a protein of 438 amino acids.